ACCAACCCCUCCUUUUACAGGUGCCCGUGCCUGUCCCUUGCCAGCCUCCCCAGACCCUCCCUUUACAGGUGCCCGUGCCUGUCCCUCGCCAGCCCCCCCAAGCCCCUUGACAUUCCUGCCCCUCUCCCUACCGGCCUUCUCAGCCCCGCCCCUCGCAGGUCCCCUUAGCCCCGCCCCUCAGAGGGCACCCCUGCCCAUCAGUUCUAAGUCCCCAAGAACCCCUCAGGUCUUCUACCCGCAGCCUCCUCGGUUCCUCCUCUCUCACCCUCUCCCCACGGCCUGGGCCCCUCCCCGGUCGCUGUCCUCAGGGUUCAUUGGCUCCUUAUCUCCCCGGUAACCAGACCACAACAGUGAGCUUGGAGCACCAAGGACAGGUCAGGCACUGCAGCAGGUAGGGCCCUGGCCCUGCUCCCGGUGCUCCCCUGCAGCUGGCCGGUUCCCCCUCCUCUGUGACCAAACAGCCCGACCUCGGAGAUACCGAGACCCCAAGAGAUCUGUCUCCCCACCCCCGCCCUGCGCCAGAGUCGGAGCCAAGGCUCAAGACAGAGAAUGUGAGAGCCCCUUGCAGUUCAUCGCCCCGCCUCCUCCCGGCCCUCGCCUGCCGGCUGUCCAGAGUGUCCUGACUUGGCCCCUGCAGGAGCCUCGCCCUCUUUGGCCAAGAUGCCUUUGCGAAUCUCGCCAGGCAGCGCCCGCUCCGAGGAGGGAAGCGAGGGCUUUGUGGAAGGACAGGUGGACUGGGAGCUGAGCAGACUGCAGCGACAAUGCAAGGUGAUGGAGGGAGAGAGGAGGGCCUACAGCAGGGAAGUCCGCCAGCGCAUCAACAAGCAACUUGAGGAGAUCCAGCGCUUGGAAGACCUGCGGGCCAAGCUCCAGGUGCAGAUCGGUGUUGCUCAGAGCCAGGGCAAGCGGCUUCAGGACAGUAAACGGGUGGAGAACAUGGACCAGCUGUUGAAGUGCCAGGAGCAUGCGCAGGCUGAGAUCGAGGAGCUGAAGGAGAAGAACAGAGACCUGGACAAGCAGAUCCAGGAGUGGGAGAACCGGAUCUUUACCCACAGUAAGGAAGCCAAGGCCCCAGCAUUCAUCCUGAAUCGGAAAUGCAAGAUCCGACGAAGGAUCAAGUUCCUAGAAGACCAGGUGGACAGGGUCACCUGUCACUUUGACAUCCAGCUGGCACGAAAUGCCACCCUGCGGGAGGAGCUGGAACUGCUGCGAAUCGAGAGGAACCGCUAUCUGAACAUGGACCGCAAGUUGAAGAAGGAGAUCCACCGCUUGCGGCAGAUGAUCAGCGCCCUCAUUGUUUCCUCCACCUCUGCCUACGUUGUCAGGGAGGAGGCGAAGGCCAAGAUGGGCAUGCUUCGGGAGCGGACGGAGAAGGAGGUGGCCCAGAACGAGACGGACACGCAGAUCCUGCUGCGGCAGAUAGCGCACCUGGAGCAGCUGCACCGCUUCCUCAAGCUCAAGAACAAUGACCGGCAGCCGGAUCCUGCUGUCGUGGCGAAGCGAGAAAAACGCGCCCUGGAAGGCGUCCGGAAGACCUCCCAGGAGAAGCUGGUGCUGCGCUAUGAGGACGCCCUGAAAAAACUGUCCCAGCUCACCGGGGACAGCGACCCUGACGUGUUGGUGCAGAAGUACCUGGAGAUGGAGGAGCGCAACUUUGCCGAGUUCAAUUUCAUCAACGAGCAAAACUCAGAGCUGGAGCAUCUGCAGGAGGAGAUCAAGGAGUUGCAGGAGGCCCUGGCGACCUCACAUGCCAGUGAGGACAACCAGCAUUCGCUGCAGCGGCAGAAGCGUAAGGAUCUGCAGCAGCGCGUGGACAGUGUGCACUCGGAGGCUGAGCAGCUCGAGGCCCGCUUCCAGAGUUUGCGGGAGCAGCUGGAGAAGCUCAAGGCUGAUAUCCAGCUCCUCUUCACCAACGCCCACUGCGACAGCAGCAUCAUUGAUGACCUCCUUGGGGUCAAGGACCAGAUGCCAGACCGGGACAUAGGCCUGUUUCUUGGCAUCAUUGAGAAGCGCCUGGUGGAGCUGCUGACGGUGCAGGCCUUCCUCGACACCCAGAACUACACCUCCUUUGCUGACGCUGCCCUCAUGGUGCUGGGACAGACCCUUGAGGAAUUUCCGAAGAAGAUAACCCCACUCCAGCUCCCUGACAACCUAGAGGACCCCCCGGGUUUUGAGGCCAGAGAUGACUAUCCUAUGAGCAAGGAGGAGCUGCUGAGCCACGUGUUGAAGUCGAUGGAGCUCUUGGAGCAGGCGCAGGAGCUGAGCAGCAUUCCCACCGUGGGCUUCUCCAGCAACCGGCAGAUCAGCUCCGGCACCACCCUGGCGACCCCCAGGGACGCCAAACCUACCCCCGGAUCCAUCUUGAUCAAGGGGAGUAGCAAAGACCGUGGAACCGUCUCCACCAGCCGCGUCACCUUUGGCAUCUCCAGCUCUGGCGAGGGCCAGGCGCCUAGCCGUGGUACCCUUGGCAACCAGGGCACCAGCGCGGGCCGGGCGGCCACCGCCUCCUCGAGUGCCAGCAGGGCACCAGCGUCCAGCCGCACUUCGAGUGGGGGCCGCGUGACCUUCAGGCCUGUCAGCACUAGCAGCUACCUGGGGUCCACUGGAUACCCGGCGUCCAGUAGAGGGCGAGACAGCUUUAGAAGCAGCGUGGAGAGCAGGGGCACGGGGUCGGUGCUGAGUGGCGGCCUUGCGUCCAGCAAAGGCGGCGUCUCCAGCACCAGCCCUCGCUCCACCACCAGCAAAGACUCCCGGUGCUACUACUAGGGCGCCCGGCCCCACCCUGCCCCUGGCUCCCUGCAGGGGCUUUUUUGUGUUUCUGUCUCCCUGUUUGCCUUGUGACUCUCCUUCUUUGUCUCCUAGUUCCAGGCCUCUGUGUCUUUUUACCCCCCCCCCCAAUCUGUUUCCAUUUGUCCUUCAUAAUCUCCGCUCUGCCUCCUGGUCCCUGUCUGUCUCUGACCCUCCUUCCCCUCUGUCUCCCAGUCUCCUGCCUCGUCCCCGGGUCUGCCUCCCCAGCCCUGGCUCCCCAGCCCUGACCCCUGCUCACCCCCCACCUCCUGUGUCCAGCUCCUCCUCUCCCCUCUGUCUCCCAGGCUCUCCUUUCAUCCCGUGUCCCUGUCUCCAUGGCUCCUCCUUCCUCACCCUUCCCAAGAGCCCCCCGGUACUGACUAGUGGGGAGAAAAUCAGGGCAAAGAUUGCAGGUUGAGCAUGAGCUGUGACCAUGGGAAGCACAGGUGAGAGCCUGACUUGUACCCCAGUCUGGUCACAGCGUGUGUGUGUGUGUGUGUGUGUGAGAGAGAGAGCAAGCCCAAGACGCGGCUGCUUCCCGUACCUCCACCCCGGGGAGAAUUUACGAGCCUGUCCCUGUUCCCUGCCGUUCAUUCAUUCAUCCCUUCACUUUUUUGAGACCUGCACAUUUCAGGGUCUACUAGGAACUGGGAAAUGCAUCGGUCUGGAGAGGCUGGGCUCUGCUGCAGUCACAAGCUCAGAAUCUCCGUGGGCCGCGUGCUGCCAAGGCGUCUCUCCAUCGUGGGUCGGCUGCCAGCUCUGCUCUGCAGCACCCUUGUGCCCCAGGCUGACGCGACAGCCUUCGCCUGGAGUGUUGCCGGUUCCGUCGGCACGGAGAGAGAAAAACGGGAAAGCACGCAGUGACUCUUAAAGCUUUUACCUGGAUGUGACAUGUUACCUCCGCUCACAUUCAUUUGCCAGGUGAUCGUGCCCAACUACAAAGGGGAGUGGGGAAGCACAGUCUUGGAAGGAAGGAGAGACAAGAGGGAUUAUUUGUGGACAGCCCCAGUGGCCACUGCAGGGUCACCGAGACAAAGCAGACCUGGCCCUCGCCUGCAGUGGGGGAGGGCUUGGGAGUGACAGGCAUGAGGACAGCAUGGCUAACUCUUUCCUGUAGUGGAGUCUCGCCAGACGCCCUGCUAAAAUAUAAUCCAGCCAAAUCCAAACGUCGUUCAUCAUUCACCUUCCUAAUCCAGGAAGGUAGUACCAUGAACCCCAUUGCUCUUAAAAUUGGGUUGAUAAUGUUACAUAUUUAAGAAUAAAAUGAAUUGCUACA
This is a messenger RNA of Microcebus murinus (gray mouse lemur), 4063 nucleotides long. NCBI's taxonomy places the organism in Eukaryota, Metazoa, Chordata, Mammalia, Primates, Cheirogaleidae. The record is from RefSeq and is a predicted model, not a curated record.